GCGCCUCACUGAUUUAAAUUGUUUCUUAUUACCCAAACUCUCCUCGUAUCUAUCACAAAGUGAUUGUUAUUCAACAUUAAUUCAACAGGAUCAUAAUAGAAUUUCUCUCCUCGAAGCCAAUCAGGGAAGUUCCUUUACUUGGAAAAGCAUUUCCAAAGCUACUCCUAUUCUGAGGAAAGGAUGCGCUUGGAACAUUUCGAAUGGAAAGAACACUAAGUUUUGGACUGACAUUUGGGCUAUGCAGGUACCCUUGAAGGAAAUCACAGUGGUGCCAAUCCCGGAGGAUGAGGUUCACAAACCAGUAGCAGCUUACAUUAGUGAGAUAGGUCAGUGGCGCGUGGAUCUUCUCCAACAAUGGUUGCCUUCUUAUGCCAUGGACAAGGUCACAGCAAUUGCUACGGAUAUAAUCUCUGCGGAGGAGGAUAGACUCUGUUGGCAGCCCACCUCUACCGGGGAUUUCACGGCAAAGUCAGCUUACCAGAUUGCUUUUCCUGCACCCCAGCCUACAUACCAGAAGGUGUGGAAAGCGGUGUGGAAUCUUCAAGUCCCAGAGCGCGUUAGACAUUUCAUCUGGUUGGUUCUGCUUCAUCGCAUCAAUACCAACAAAAGACGGUUUGACAGACACAUUGCUCCUGAUCCGUUCUGCCCAAACUGCAAUAACGUGCCGGAGACUAAGCUACACAUUCUGAGGGACUGUCCUACUUCCCUCUUCUUCUGGACACGAGAGGUGCCGGCAAACAGUUUGGUAGAUUUUCUGUCAGCAGACCUCGAUCACUGGGUUAGCACGAACAUUCUCAACACGGAGGCGAGAGUCCCGUGGGCAUCAAGCUUCAGCAUUGCCCUGUGGACGAUUUGGAAGAACAGGAACGAGGGCGCUUUCAGUGGUGGUAAUAAGUUACUUUCUCCCCCUUCUUUGCGGCAUGCUAUCCAUCUCAAGGUUCACAUCUGGCAUUCGGCAUGGAUGGCUCCCUCUCCUUUGUUGCUUCGAGGAAGUUUUAAGUCGAAUCGUGUCGUGACCGAUAUAGGAUGGGUGGCGCCACCUAGAGGCUGGUGUAAGCUUAACGUUGACGGGGCCUCCCAAGGGAACCCUGGGAAAGCCGCAGCAGGAGGAGUCUUCAGAGAUGAUCAACGGCGGUGGUUGGGUGGUUUCUGCUAUUCCAUUGGGGACUGCUCGGCGGCCUGCGCCGAGUUGUGGGCAAUCAAGCAAGGACUCGAGAUGGCUUGGAGGAGAGAUCUCAGACUUCUAAUUGUUGAGUCCGAUUCCCGGCUAGCUAUUGAUUUGAUUCAGCAUCGAGUGGAUCAUGUCCACCCUUUGGCCUCUCUUCUGAGAUCUAUUCGCAGGUUGGUGGCGCAGGAUUGGUUGGUCAACAUAGUUCAUACUUACCGUGAAGGGAAUAGAGUUGCGGACUGGCUCUCGAAGCACGGUCUCGUCUAUCCCCAUGGUAUGUAUGAACUGGUUGACCCGCCGGCCCCCUUGAGACCCAUAUUGCAGGACGACGAGAGAGGUGUUGUUUUACCUCGGAGUGUUGUCCAAACUCCCCAGACUCACCUGUAACCCCUUUCUUCUUUUUCUUGGCUUGCGCCUCCAAUCAAUCAAAAAAAAAAUUUCCUUACCGUAAUACUUCGUUCAUUUCCAAUAAUAAUUAUAACUUAGUUAGAACAUAGUUUUAAGAAAAUCUCUAUCUCAUUUGUAUAACACAUACUCUCAUGAUUUGAGCCAUCACAAAUCCCCAAAGGAAACCCUAAUAAUCAAGACCUAAAAAACGUGCAAUUGACUCAAAAUUCUUCCACUUUGGAGAGUCUUCCAAGAUUCAACCCCCCAAAAUGACCAUGACCACAGACCACAACCACCAAUUUGACUUUCUUUCUCUCCAAACUCCAUCAGUUUAAUUGCCCUGAAAAUCAGUCAAUUACCACAUGCCUUCUUCCCCACAAGAAAUUAAAUUAAAAAAA
This is a messenger RNA of Linum trigynum, 1953 nucleotides long. The record is from the annotation of a GenBank genome assembly. Lineage: Eukaryota; Viridiplantae; Streptophyta; Magnoliopsida; Malpighiales; Linaceae.